UACAAGUACAAGGAAGGGUACCGCAAGCAGCUCGGGCACCACAUCGGCGCCCGCAACAUCGAGGACGAUCCCAAGAUGAUGUGGUCGAUGCACGUGGCCAAGAUCCAGAGUGACAGGGAGUACAAGAAAGCCUUUGAGAAGACCAAGACCCACUUCAGUAGCCCAGUGGACAUGCUAGGCAUCGUGUUGGCCAAGAAAUGUCAAGGCUUGGUCAGCGACGUUGACUACAGGCACUACCUGCACCAGUGGAUCUGCCUGCCAGACCAGAAUGAUGUUGUCCAUGCUAGGCAAGCCUAUGACCUACAGAGUGAUAACUGCUACAAGUCUGACCUGCAGUGGUUGCGGGGCAUUGGUUGGGUGCCCAUUGGCUCCUUGGAAGUUGAGAAGGCCAAGAAGGCAGGAGAGAUCUUGAGUGAAAAAGCCUAUCGCCAGCACCCAGACACCAUCAAGUUCACCAGUGUCCCUGACUCUCUGGAGAUGGUCUUAGCCAAGCACAAUGCAGAGACCAUGAACAAGCGUUUGUAUACAGAGGCCUGGGAAAAAGACAAGACACAAAUCCACGUGAUGCCAGACACCCCUGAAAUCACACUGGCAAAGCAGAACAAGCAAAACUACAGUGUGAAACUCUACAAACAAGCCAUGGAAGAAGACAAGAAGAAAGGCUAUGAUUUGAGAGUUGAUGCCAUCCCCAUUCAAGCUGCCAAAGCAUCCAGGCAAAUUGCCAGUGAUUACAAGUACAAGGAAGGGUACCGCAAGCAGCUCGGGCACCACAUCGGCGCCCGCAACAUCGAGGACGAUCCCAAGAUGAUGUGGUCGAUGCACGUGGCCAAGAUCCAGAGUGACAGGGAGUACAAGAAAGCCUUUGAGAAGACCAAGACCCACUUCAGUAGCCCAGUGGACAUGCUGGGCAUUGUGUUGGCCAAGAAAUGUCAAGGCUUGGUCAGCGACGUUGACUACAGGCACUACCUGCACCAGUGGAUCUGCCUGCCAGACCAGAAUGAUGUUGUCCAUGCUAGGCAAGCCUAUGACCUACAGAGUGAUAACUGCUACAAGUCUGACCUGCAGUGGUUGCGGGGCAUUGGUUGGGUGCCCAUUGGCUCCUUGGAAGUUGAGAAGGCCAAGAAGGCAGGAGAGAUCUUGAGUGAAAAAGCCUAUCGCCAGCACCCAGACACCAUCAAGUUCACCAGUGUCCCUGACUCUCUGGAGAUGGUCUUAGCCAAGCACAAUGCAGAGACCAUGAACAAG
Messenger RNA from Merops nubicus (carmine bee-eater), 1245 nucleotides. RefSeq names its product nebulin-like. The record is from RefSeq and is a predicted model, not a curated record. Gene Ontology annotation, biological process: cardiac muscle thin filament assembly. The transcript is spliced from 6 exons. Lineage: Eukaryota; Metazoa; Chordata; Aves; Coraciiformes; Meropidae. Gene Ontology annotation, cellular component: Z disc. The annotation marks the transcript as partial. Gene Ontology annotation, molecular function: actin filament binding.